Molecule: messenger RNA, 474 nt
Organism: Trypanosoma conorhini
Lineage: Eukaryota; Euglenozoa; Kinetoplastea; Trypanosomatida; Trypanosomatidae
Product: surface protease GP63
Exons: 1
Coding region: 1-474 (157 amino acids)
Biological process (GO): proteolysis; cell adhesion
Cellular component (GO): membrane
Molecular function (GO): metalloendopeptidase activity
Source: RefSeq, a predicted model, not a curated record
AUGCACCGCCGACUCCGCGCCGCGCCGUUUCUCCCACUGCUGCUGCUGCUGCUCGUGAUGCACUGCGCCAGUGGGUGCCGCGCCGCUGCACACCGCCGGGUGUUCGACGAUACGGUGCCGAAGAGGGGCCGGCCGCCGGCUGCGGUGGUGCGUGAGGUGCCGCGGAGGGGGCAGGGUGCGGCGCAGGCGUACACCGUCGCAACGGCAGCGGCGGCAGAAGGAACGAGCAGCGAGGGCUGGGCGCCCAUCCGCAUCGAGGUGUCCACGGAGGACCUGGAGGAGAAAACACAGAAGUUGGGGAUGAAGAGGUACUGCGCUGCUGAUGGGGUCCAGUGCAUGAACUACUUGGGGGAAACGAUAACUUGCAAAGCCGAUCAUGUACUGACGGGGCAAAAGAGGAGUUGUAUACGACGAAGAUUAUUCCCGGGGCGUCAAGCUGCACGCGGAGCGACUUCUCGUGCAGCCAGUGGCUGA